Frankliniella occidentalis (western flower thrips) is the source of this 1764-nucleotide messenger RNA. RefSeq lists its product as uncharacterized. The record is from RefSeq and is a predicted model, not a curated record. Bases 1 to 1764 code for a protein of 587 amino acids. The transcript has a single exon. Gene Ontology annotation, molecular function: RNA-directed RNA polymerase activity; RNA binding. Lineage: Eukaryota; Metazoa; Arthropoda; Insecta; Thysanoptera; Thripidae. Gene Ontology annotation, biological process: DNA-templated transcription; viral RNA genome replication.
AUGACUGCUGCCGGUCCUCUGACCGUCAUGCCUGAAAAAUUUUUCACUUACGGCGAAGGGAAAAAUUAUGACUGCCUGCCCGAAAAGAGAAAAGCUGUAACUGAGACCAUUAGAUCUAACAUAGCUGAACUAUACACUGGACCGCAAGGGAGUGACAUGAUUGUACAUGAAGUCCCUAGAGAAGACAUUGUAGAUGAAAACCCGGAGGCCCCAACCGUGGCUGCAACCGUAGCUGACAUUGGCGCGUUACAGACGGUUUAUGACGAAAUCUUUCCCGGGGCUUCGCUCCACAAUUAUGAUUACGACCACAAACAUUUUGAAGCAUCUACGUACCAACCUAAAGUAGAAAAUGUGGAAAUUCUCAUUAAUAGGAACAAUGUAAAUAUUCCUUCUUUUGAUAAAAUGUCACCGUUGCUGAGAACGGCUGUACCGAAGAUCCGGGACAAGACUCGUCUGGAACUAUUAUAUGCAGUUGCCCAUGGUAACUGCAGCGUGGCCAAAUUGCGAGCAUUAUCUGAUGAAGGUUGGGUUUCGGGCCAUAUGGUUGAUGUAUUUGUUGACACCUACGUGGCUCCGGAGUAUAGUGAUAUGUUCGCAGAAUUUGCAAAUGAGCCUAUUCAAAUAGACGAAGAAGCUUUCAACGACUGGGUUAAGACUAAGGAAGAUUUUAAGUUGGGACUCAUGACCGAUGACGCUCCGUUCACCUAUGAAGAAUUCAAAAAGUAUGAUCUGAGCAUCAAAACCACAUGCAAACCCACACUUACUCAGGCUUGUAUAACCACCUAUUCAGCGCCACAAGUUAUAGCAGCGCAAAACCAGAGAUGCAAUGCACUCUUUGGCCCUUAUGUACGCAAAGCGAUGAAUAGAUUAAUGCAUGUAUUAGAUCCCACCUUUUCCAUUUACACAGACUGCUCUCCAGAAGAAUACGCUAACAUACUUUCACAAUCCUUUCCUCCGGAUUUGCUAGAUCAUUCAUGCAAAACCGAAUUGGAUAUUUCAGAGUAUGAUAAAAGUCAGGGCCUGCUUGCCAUCAACAUCAUUGUAGGGAUUUUUAGAAGAUUGGGUGUACCAGAAAAUGUGUGUCGUGGUAUGUAUGAGAGUCAUCGAAACACCGUGUUGGUGUGUCGAGAAUUUGGAGUUAAGCUAUUUGUGGACCUACAGAUGAAGAGCGGUAUUAGUUGGACAUUGGCCGGCAAUACCUUUGUAAACAUGACCGCUGCUGCAUGUACUUUUGAUUUGAAGAAAUUGCCAUUGUACCGCCAAUACCGAAUCCAAUACAAUUACUUGGCUCACGCUGGUUUUGUAGGCGACGAUAGUUUUAUCCUGUCUCCAGAAACUUUCGAAAGGAGCCUUGCAGCAUCCUAUGGGUCAUUGUUUAACCUUGAAGUGAAAGUGCUAACAUAUGAAACUCUUUCUUUCUGUUCCAAGUUUGUCGUGAGAGACGGUGAAAAAAUAGCUUUUGUACCAGAUGUUGUAAAAGUUCUUUCAAAAUUGGGUAGAAAUGAUUUGACCAACCCUCAGCAUGUUGAGGAGUAUAGGAUAUCAUUGGCUGACAAUUUGAAGUGUUUGAGUAACGCUCGCCUUAUUCCUGAAAUAAGUAGAAUAGUUCAAGAAAGAUAUGGGAGCGGAAUCAACACUAACACAUUAUGCACAGAAUUGUAUAAUCUAUCCCAGGAUAAGGAGAGUUUUCAGAGACUUUUCGAAAUCCCCAAGGAGGGUCGUAUAUGCUACGAUCCCUCAUUGAGGAAAAUUUCAAUCAUGUAG